This is a messenger RNA of Triplophysa dalaica, 1530 nucleotides long. It is a transcript of the gene caspa, whose product is annotated as caspase a. Bases 105 to 1283 code for a protein of 392 amino acids. The transcript has 7 exons. Gene Ontology annotation, biological process: proteolysis. NCBI's taxonomy places the organism in Eukaryota, Metazoa, Chordata, Actinopteri, Cypriniformes, Nemacheilidae. The record is from RefSeq and is a predicted model, not a curated record. Gene Ontology annotation, molecular function: cysteine-type endopeptidase activity.
AAACAGGAAAAGGGCGGAAUGCGCUUACAUGAGCCUUACUUUCACUUCGUGAAAACGUUAUUGAACAACAGGCAUUAGAGGACGAAAGAACAGUCUAAUGAAACAUGGACAAAACCAUUAAGGAUCACCUGAUCGACACUUUUGAUGAUCUGGGAAGCGAUCAAAAGAAAUUUAAACGCAAGUUGUGCGAUCGAAACCAAGAACCGCGCGUCCGCAGAGCUACGAUCGAGAAGAUCGAAGACUCUCUAGAUCUUGCAGAUCUGAUGAUAACUCAUUUUACUUCGAACGGAGCUGUUGCAGUAACACUCGAGAUUUUAGGAGCUAUCGCGUGCAAUGAACAAGCAAAGGAGCUGAGAGAGAAAACACAGCAAAUGAUUUCUGUAGGCACCCCAGUGGCUCAACCUAAUGAGGUCGACCUAAAACCAUCACCAAAUGAUCUGAAGACUGAUGACUAUCUGUCAGAUGACUAUCCGGAACAUUUUACUCCAAGCAGCCUAUCGUUUAAAGACAAAAUUCUCAAAGAAAAGGGCGAGGAGGUUUACAAACAACUGGAUAAGUCCAAACGAAAACGCUUGGCCCUGGUUAUCACCAACAAAAACUUUAAGAAGACGUCUCUGAAUAGAAAAGGUGCGGAGAAAGAUGAAGAGAACAUGGAGUGCCUGCUACGGCAGCUGGAUUAUGACGUUGUGAAACAUAACGAUCUCUCUGCUAACCAAAUGGAUGAAGCCAUCAAGAACUUUGCUCAACGAGAUGAACAUGAGAAUUCAGACAGCACCUUUGUGGUGUUAAUGUCCCAUGGAACUCUGGGUGCCAUUUUAGGCAUCAAUUAUGAUGAGAAAAACAAGGACGUCUUCCCUAUUGAAAAAAUCUACAAGCAUCUGAACUCAGCGAAUUGUCCAGCUCUGAUUGAUAAACCAAAGGUUAUUCUUAUCCAAGCCUGCAGGGGAGAGGAAAAUGGACGUGUGUGGGUCAGUGAUGGAGUGCCUCAGGAGCCAAUGGGAAUAGAGGCAGAUGACUUUGUGCACAAAGAGAAAGAUUUUAUCUCACUCUUGUCCUGCACCCCCGACACCAAAUCCUACAGGCACAUUGAGUUUGGAACAUUCUAUGUCCGGAGCAUACUGAAGGUGUUUAGGAAAGAUGCACAUAAGGAUCACAUUGAGGAAUUGUUCAGGAAGGUUAUGAGAUGCUUUGAGAGUGAUAAACGUAUGGGACACUUAAAACAAAUGGUGUGUAAAGACAGAGCAACACUGACCAAACACUUCUACCUUUUCCCUGGACUCUGAAGGCAUACUUAAUUCCUCUGUGAAUUAUAGGUGGCAUGUAGUCUUCGUGUCUGUUGUACAACCAGCCUGAACAUGCUUAAGUUACAUUCCUGUUAUGUCUGAUAUAUAUUUAACAAACAAGAGAAAAACGAAUUGAUGAUUGCAUUGUCCAGUUUGUAAAUAGGGCUGUUUGUAUGUUUCGAACAUAUGAUUGUCAUAUAAUUUUAUCAUUAUGUUUCAAAUGUUACUAAUAAAUUGAUAAAAUUUU